Molecule: messenger RNA, 627 nt
Organism: Trichoderma reesei QM6a
Lineage: Eukaryota; Fungi; Ascomycota; Sordariomycetes; Hypocreales; Hypocreaceae
Exons: 1
Coding region: 1-627 (208 amino acids)
Source: RefSeq, a predicted model, not a curated record
AUGAGCUCUCCCCUCACCGUGGACCCGGCACUCAUUGCCAAAGUGACCGACUACAUCAAGGUCUACAUGUCCAACUAUGACCCUUCCCACGACUACAGCCACAUCAAGCGGGUGGUGCACCUCGCCCAGGCGAUCCAGCCCAGCGUGCCCAACACGAACCGCGACAUCGUCACCCUCGCGGCGCUUCUCCACGACGUCGGCGACAGAAAGUAUCUCAAGCCCGGCGAGGACGGCCUGCGCAUGGUCUACGAGACUCUUCGUUCGCUCGGGGCACCGGAGGAGCUGGCGGAGAAGAUCCAGACGAUAUGUCUGGGAGUGAGCUACACGAGCGAGAUGAAGGACUUGGCGCGCGUGCGGGAGCUCAUACAGGAGCAUCCGGAGCUGGCGGUUGUGCAGGACGCGGAUCGGCUGGACGCCAUUGGGGCGGUGGGCAUUGGGCGGGCGUUUACGUUUGGGGGAGCAAAGGGGAGGGCGCUGGGGGAUUCGAUUGGGCAUUUUGAUGUGAAGCUGCUGAAGCUGGAGGGGCUGAUGAAGACGGAUGUUGGGAGGGAGAUGGCGAAGGAGAGGACGGAGAGGAUGAGGCUGAUGCAGGAGUGGUGGAAUCAGGAGACGGAGGGGAUUGAGUAG